Molecule: messenger RNA, 1794 nt
Organism: Protopterus annectens (West African lungfish)
Lineage: Eukaryota; Metazoa; Chordata; Ceratodontiformes; Protopteridae
Gene: VSTM2L
Product: V-set and transmembrane domain containing 2 like
Exons: 4
Coding region: 513-1208 (231 amino acids)
Source: RefSeq, a predicted model, not a curated record
GUAGACCACUUGACUAAAAUUUAAUAAUGGAAGAAAGACAGAAGGGUGAAUUUCUGUUCCAGGUAGCAUCUGUCCGUUUUAGUUUCGGUAUUUACUUUGCCCUUUGUAUUCUCUUUCAGUUCAAUUUAUCCCAGUUGUUAUUGAACUAUCCUAGCCUCGUUAGACCACAAGUGCCUGUAUAGCUUUAAGAGAAACAUGUUUGUCAAAACUUUAACAAUAAUGAGGAACAUUUCGAAAUAUUACUCCGCAGUCCCCCUACUUCCCUUAUGGAGGGGCAGUGCACUCCCUCAGCUAACAGCUGCUUCCGCGGCGAGGAAGAGUUCUGCAGUCUGAAGCGGCAUCAAGAGCAAAAGCAACAGAGGACCGCUGCUGGAAGGAGUUAGAGGGCCAGUAGCAAAAACAUCUCCCACAGCCUUCCCCAAGGGGCUGACGGGCCGAGAAAAGGCAGCUUUCCCGGCAACCUUAUACCAUCCUCUCCCCCAUGUGAAAGGGGAUCGUAUCUUAGGGGGACCAUGAUGGGAGCCUUUGGAGUGAUCGCUGGGAUGCUACACUACCUGGGACUGUAUAUCCAACUCGGUGUAUCCACAGCUAGGCAGAGUGGGCAGCAAAAUCCUCAGUGGGAGAAUCGCAUUUCUGCAAAUGCUUUAUUUACUGAAAUUCCACAUGAUGUCAUUACCAGAGCUGGGCAAGAUGUGGAAAUGGCAUGUUCCUUUCGAGGCGUAGGCUCUCCUGCUUAUUCACUAGAAAUUCAGUGGUGGUAUGUCCGCAAUCACAAGGACUGGACAGACAAACAGACAUGGGCCUCCAACCAGCUUGCAGCAGCACAGCAGGAAGAGCCUGGGAAAGAUGCAACAAAAAUAAGUGUUGUUAAGGUAGUUGGAAGCAACAUUUCCCACAAACUGCGGCUGUCAGCUGUGAAGCCUUCGGAUGAAGGUACCUAUGAAUGCCGUGUAAUCGACUUCAGUGACGGCAAAGCGAGGCAUCAUAAGGUCAAGGCAUAUUUGCGGGUUGAGCCAAAUGCAGGAAAGGAAAAAAGCUACCAGGGGAUACACACACACCGGCAAGAAAUGAAGAUGACAGAUGGAAAUGGAGAAUCCCAUGAAUCUGAGAAUGACAAGUUGGGGAACGCUGUCAACCACCAUAAAGCAAGCUGGGACCCAAAAGGCAAUUUGGUGAAUGCAGACUGUGCCGACAACUGUGUACCAUAGACCAGCCCCACCCACCCACAUGCAAACAUUUCUGCAAUUGUACAGAUGGACUGCAUGAAAACAAACUUUACGGGACUGUGGGGGUGUGCAACUAGGAGUUUUUCACAGUGAAAGUCUGUACAGUGGAUGAACUGGACUGUCAGAAAGCAUGAAUCACUUCAAAAUACCAUCGUGCGUUUCACAAAGUUGUUUUCUUUGCUUUGGCUGUUGCAAUCAUGUUUGACUGAUUCACAUAAAAUUUUCAGCUGUUGGGUUUUUAAAGUACACUAAAACUAUCACGGAGAGACAGCAAUGAAUUCUGUAUAAAUAUGAAAUUGGUACUUCAGUGAACAUAAUGGGGGAAGCUGAUAAAAUUGGGGGUUUUGCACUGAUAUAAAUUAGUUUUAACUGCAUAUAUUUCUGCACCUCUCCCCCAUUGUCUCUAUAAAAAUAUUGAGUCUGUGUAGAUUUUUUUUCACUCUGAACAGACUAUGUCAUGCUUAGAUAACGUAAAUAAAUAACUGUUCAGUUGGUAUACUGCUGUAGAGUGAGGUCUGUAAAAAACAUCUGAGGAGCAUCACUGAUUAAAAAAAGACUUCCAGAUGUC